UUCAUUCACUCUCACAUCAUCACAUCGACGCGACUGCUGACAUGACGUCCACACGGCUGAUCGUCAUGACAACGCUGACUCUCUGCUUCAUCGUCGGCCUGCAAGCUUCUCCGAGGUCGGGAUGUUUCUGCAUACGGACGACCCCGGCCUUCAUCCCUGUCCGAAUCAUCGACAAAAUCGAGGUCAUUCCAGUUUCAGGUCACUGUCGCCGGACUGAAAUCAUAGUGACGAGGAGGAACGGCUCCAAAGUUUGUGCCGAUCUAAACAGCAAGUGGGGCAAGGCCGUGAGCCGCACUUUACUGAAGAAAUGAAGUAACUUCUGUUACUAACACUUUUAUUCACGCACAUCAAUGUGACAAGAAACGAGAAGACACCUUUUCAUUUCUCAAACAACAGACCCUAACCCUGAUCUGAUGAACUU
Messenger RNA from Labrus mixtus (cuckoo wrasse), 421 nucleotides. Its product is annotated as C-X-C motif chemokine 10. The transcript is spliced from 3 exons. Gene Ontology annotation, molecular function: CXCR chemokine receptor binding; chemokine activity. Bases 42 to 311 code for a protein of 89 amino acids. Lineage: Eukaryota; Metazoa; Chordata; Actinopteri; Labriformes; Labridae. The record is from RefSeq and is a predicted model, not a curated record. Gene Ontology annotation, cellular component: extracellular region. Gene Ontology annotation, biological process: cellular response to lipopolysaccharide; inflammatory response; antimicrobial humoral immune response mediated by antimicrobial peptide.